This is a messenger RNA of Chara braunii, 2097 nucleotides long. The record is from the annotation of a GenBank genome assembly. Lineage: Eukaryota; Viridiplantae; Streptophyta; Charophyceae; Charales; Characeae.
CCUGGCGCAUCACCCCGCUGUUCGUCGGAGCACCCCUGGCUGCCACCGCCACCGUCGAGAGCGGCGCAGCGUCCAAUGGUCCACCACGCUCACGGAACCGCCCACCCGGAUCCGUCACACGCACCUGCAGAUGCUCGACAUUCUGCUUCCGUGCCUCGUUUCGGGGAACAGGUGGAUCAUGGGGUGCCUGCCGAGGAGGUCCCCGCUCCGGUGUCCGAUUCAUCGUCGACCCCUGUUCCGACAACCACGGGUGGUGGUCGGUCUGCCCCACAGCCUUCACCCGUGUUGACCGGAACGUUAGACCCUUUGCAGCGCAUUCGUGACCUUGCAGUCGCCCAGAGCGCGACACCUGUGAGCCCAGGCGGGUUGUUGGAUGCUGGGGUCCUCGGCGGGAGAGCUACGACGGGACGAUGUCGGGGCACUUACAGGCAGCAAGCCGUCACGUCAUAUUAUUCGGACCCUUUGGAGCGCGCAUGGUAUCUGCAAAUCAUGCGGUUCAUCGUCGAGAGCGGGAUGCCGUUCAACAGCACGAAGCUUGAAAGCUUCAAACGCAUGUUCACGAUGAUAAUCCCGCCGGGGGUUCCAGGGGCGCCCGCGCCUAGACUUCCCUCGUACCACAUGCUGCGCACAACCCUUUUGGACGAGUUGGAUGGUGAGGUCCAGAAGUGUGUUCGGCCGGUGCUUGACACGUCGAGAGAGACCAGUUGCACAAUCAUGACCGAUGGUUGGACCAACAUCCGUGGUCAGACGUUGUGCAACUACCUUGUUGGUACAGAGAUCGGGGUGGUGUAUGUAUCCCCCGACGUCAUGCGUGGCAAAAAGGACGCCAGUGCCCUCGCGAACGCAUGGUUGAAAAGGGUGAAGUCCAUGGACGUUCAAUUGAGCGACAUCACGGCGUUCGUGACGGACUCCGCCGGGGUGAACGUCGCGGCAAUGGAGGUAUUCCAAGAAGAUGAGAGCGUGAAACACAUCUUCUGGAUUCCUUGCGUCGCCCACAUUAUGGAUCUCAUUCUCGAGGACAUCGGCGGGAUUGAUUGGGUGGCUUCCCGCAUUUCUCAAGCGAGGCUGGUUACAAGAACGUUACUAACGACAGGAGUCACCAUUGCUUUGAUUAAACAAGAGGCGGAAGUGUCGGAUUACUCUGGCAUGAUCGGGCGAUGGGCAACGGUGCUGCAGAGCAUGGACUUUGACAUUCGUCAUCGGAAGCACGAGAGACAUGGGAAUGCGGACGAACUGACACGACUGCACCGGCCUGAGAAGGUACCGAAGAGUGAGGAGCCGGGGCGCCGCCAGCUGAUUGCGCAGGAGCUCAUCGCACCGAUCGUGCAAUUCGCAGACGAUCUCUCGCCCGACAUCUAUUCACAGAGUGACGACAAUCUUGCUCCGUACAUUUUCAAGCGAUCAUUGGAUCCGUACCUUCAGUGGACUGCGUGCUUGGAGAAACCUAGGGACGAGGAUACGCUACCAUUGCGGCAGGAGUAUCUGAAGCCGUACGAUAUUAUCCCGCGCGCCUUCUAUCCGAGGGCAGAGGAACUGGUGAUCGACUACGACGGCGAAGAGGACGAAGACGAGGAAACAUCGGAGGAGGGAAGCUAUAGUGAACAUAGCGAGGGCGAGCUGAGCAAAGGAGAAGAGGAGGAAGAAAAAGUUGGUUCUGAGUGGGAAGCCUUGCUGGAGGAAGCGAUGCGUACAGGAACGGAGGCGGAAAAUCCGGAAGUGGCGCGAAGGCGCGAAGAAAUUGCCACCGGGAAGCGCCAGUUGGAGUUCGCCAGCGAAGCUAGCCAGCGCAUCGGUAACGAUCUGACCAGGGAUCCAGAGCCGCCGAAGACCGAAGAUGGCGACCCUGCAAACGCCACCUCCACGCUGCAUGGGAGCGAUGCAACGUGGUAGAGGUUUACUGCGUUGCGACGGGGACAAUCCCCGCCUGCCGCCACUAUGAGUUCUUUCGAGCGGCGCUUUUUCGCACCCUCUCCUCUUUCUAUCGCGACUACCUUGCUUCCCUCCCUCGCAGCGGCGAUCAUUUCCCCUACUUCCACCGGAUUAUCCAACAUGAGGAGCUUUCGGUGACGAUGGAAGGAAUGAAUCGCUUCCUACCCC